AUGGCCGAAGCAAACGUGCCUGCGCUUGCGGGGGCCGGUGACUACGACAAGCACAAGAAGAAGGGCCCAUGGACCGCCCCCUGCGACAGCGAGGGGCUUGUGAGGGACACGAUCAGCAUGAAGGCCUACACGACGAAGGGCGUCGCCCUCUGGAGCGUUCAUCCCGAGAGCCCCGGUCUCAACCCAGCGGAGAUGUUCUCGGGAUGGCUUCGCAAGAAGCUUCGUUCGAUGGCCUUGCAGGAUUUGCGCCAGAAGAGCCAGCCCCUGGGCAAGACGGCCUACACCGUCAGGGUCAAUGGGGUCCUGAAGUCGGCCUAG
Messenger RNA from Prorocentrum cordatum, 318 nucleotides. Lineage: Eukaryota; Dinophyceae; Prorocentrales; Prorocentraceae. The record is from the annotation of a GenBank genome assembly.